AUGGGAAGCAGCGGGUCUGGCGUGCCGGGGCCCACGCUCUUCCUGCUGCUGGUGCUGCCGCCGCCGCUGCUGAGCGCGGGGAGCUUCCAGCACGACGGUCCAGGCUGGAAGGAUCUCCAUCACCUCAGUCUGGACUGGGGGAACCUCUACCGCCACCUCAUCCAGGACGCGGGAACCUUCCACCACCUCCGCGGCCCCAGCACCUGGACCCGGAAGAGACGGGCAAAAGACGAGAACUCCUGCCAGAGCUCUUUUGACCUUUACUUCAUCUUGGACAUGUCAGGCAGUGUGAACAACAACUGGAUGGACGUUUACGCCUUUGUGGAAGAUUUGGUCAAGAAGUAUGACAACCCUAACCUGCGGAUGUCCUUCAUCACCUACUCCACUCUGGGCCACACCCUCAUGAAGCUCACCUCAGACAGAAAUGAAAUUCGUGAUGGUCUUAGCAGACUUCAGAAUAUAGUACCUAGUGGAGCCACACACAUGCAGGAAGGAUUUAAAAAGUGGAAAUGGCUGUACUUGGCCCAGACCACCUGCAUCGAGACUGCUGACAAGGCCCGGAAAAUGGGAGCAACAGUAUACUGUGUGGGUGUAAAAGACUUUGAGGAAGACCAGUUAUUGGAAAUUGCAGACAGCCCGCAUCACGUCUUUGCAGUGGACCAAGGAUUCAAGGCUCUUAAAUACAUCAUUGAGUCACUCGGAACUAAGUCCUGUAUUGAAAUUACAGCUGUGGAGCCUUCCAGUGUCUGUACAGGAGAUGAAAAUGAACUGAUGAUUUCUGGAAAAGGAUUUAAUAAUGCAAAGAAGAAGGAUGAAGUUAUUUGUAGAUUUAAGUUCAGUGACAAGCAGUUGUUUGAUAUAAAAGCCGAGUCUGUGAAAGAUACCAGUAUAACAUGCCCAGGAGUAAAGAUAGAGAAGCCAGAUCAGGAGGUCUUUGUUGAAGUUAGCCUGAACAAUGGUGUCAGCUUCAUCAACAACAAUGUUAGCAUCACCAGCAAGAACUGUGCGAGUACCAGGGAAGCGAGACUAGAUGACAGGAAUGCCCCACCAGCUGCCCAACAGCCUCCCGAGGAGCCUCGCUCAUCACCACCCCCACAGUUCACCCCCUAUGUCAACCCUCUCUACUUCUGUGCCCUCAUCCCAGCCCUGCUCCUGUUCCUCCUGAUGCUCUGGUGCAUCUGGUGGCUGUGCCGCAGGAAGACCAUCAAGGAGCCACCACCAGUGCAGAAACCAGAAAGGGAGCUGCCAGACAAGGAUGCAGACAGUGUUUUCUCUUCCUCGGAGCCAGAGGAGACAUGUCAAAUGUCAUGCCCCACAGUGAUUGUCCCUUGUGGGUGCCAAGGAGGCAGGAUGAAACGAAUGGAGGGGAAGUGCCUCAACUUCGCCCUCAUGAAGCCCCACUGUGGGCAAUUGCACUGCAGCCCUAAGGUCUGCCUUCAGCCCAGCCAGGAGUGCUUCUCCGUCAACAGCUGCUGCUCACGGUGCCAAUACCCGCCGCCCGUGUGCUCCAGGCUUCCCUCCAGGAUGCAGCCGCUCAUCUCUCCCCCUGCCUGGCCAUGCUGCGGAGCCACGUUGUCACUCCAGCCCCCGUAG
Molecule: messenger RNA, 1593 nt
Organism: Lagenorhynchus albirostris (white-beaked dolphin)
Lineage: Eukaryota; Metazoa; Chordata; Mammalia; Artiodactyla; Delphinidae
Gene: ANTXRL
Product: ANTXR like
Exons: 15
Coding region: 1-1593 (530 amino acids)
Cellular component (GO): membrane
Molecular function (GO): signaling receptor activity
Source: RefSeq, a predicted model, not a curated record